Molecule: messenger RNA, 1270 nt
Organism: Lolium perenne
Lineage: Eukaryota; Viridiplantae; Streptophyta; Magnoliopsida; Poales; Poaceae
Source: RefSeq, a predicted model, not a curated record
AUGGACGUAGACAAGGUGUUCGAUGUUGAGUCCACAACAACCUACAUGGACAUGCUCAACGGUUCCGCGGUGAAUUUGGACGCCGGUAUCGAUGCAUUCGAUGCCGAGUGCAACGUUGAAGACAUUGAUGAGGAGGAGGAGGAUGAGGGUGACGAGGAGGAGGUGGUUGAGGUUGAUCCGGCUGCCGCCGGUUCUUCGUCGACGCCGAAGCCACGCACGGCGAACUACAGCGAGAUCGAAGACGCCAUCUUGGUCCGUGCUUGCAGCAAGGUGGGGAUGGAUGCGUGCACCGGAGUGGACCAAGGCGGCAAGCGAUAUUGGCAGCGCAUUGAGGAUCUGUACCACCAGCUGAAGCCUCGCACGAAGAGCAUGGCAGACAGAUCCUACCGCUCCCUUGAAGGCCGAUGGAACAUCAUCAAGCCGGCUUGUUCUCGUUGGAGUGCUGCCAUGGAUCAAGUGGCCGACAACCCCCCUAGUGGAUGCGUGCCGGAGGACUAUCCCAAGUAUGCUCAAGCACGGUACAAGGACAUGGCCGGCUCUAAGAACAAGGAAUUUCAAUUUCAACAUUGCUUUUCCAUCCUUCAACAUCUUCCUAAGUGGAAGUUGCGGGACAACGAGCCAAAGUGCAAGAAGGAGGCACUUCUCACCAUGGAUGAUGAAGCGGAGGACAUGAGUGGGAGAAACACCGGCAAGCCCGAGGGCAACAAGAAGGCCAAGGAGAGGGUCAAGGUAGAACUUGAAGCAGCUAGCUUCCGGGAGAAGUUGGAUCAACUCAUGAAGUCCAAGGAGGCAUUGACGAUGAAGACGUUGGAGACCAAGCUCAUCAUCACCGACAAGAAGAGUGUGGUGAAGCUUGCCAAGGUGCAAGCAAGGAAGGAGCUUGACAUGAAGAUGAUCGCAGCCAAAGAAGCCAAGGCCAUGAAGGAGCUCUUGGCCGAGGAGAGGGAAAUCAUGAUGAUGCGCACCGACGGCAUGGACGAGGAUCAGCUGGCGUGAUGGAAGGAGACCAAGGCGGACAUCAUUGCGAGGAAGAAGGCUGCGCGUCAAGCUCGUGAUCAAGGUGAGUCUCCGGCGAGCGGUGGCGCCGGUGGUGAUGGAUCCGUUGAUGGUUGAUCACAUUUGGGAAUUCCGUGGCUUGAACAUUGCCUAUGAUCGUGUUGUGAUGUUAAAACUAUGAAUUAUGCAUCAUAUAUUUUGGAUGUGCUAUGUUUGAUGUGAAAUUGUUGUGCAAAUUGCUGUCUAAAACCCUGUUUUGAGGGGCCAAAAACUC